AGGUACAUUGCUGUGUAAGCGUUGCGAAACUACACGCAACGAACGGGUGACGACAUUUAGGAUGAAAGCUGUAAGGCCGUUCUUUGCUCGAGCUGCCAAGAAGUGUAAAUAUUCAUAUGAGGGGGAAGUACAUCAGACUUCUGCUGGAAAACAGUUCGGAAGGAAAUCUACCGAAAUAAACGACGCAAUGGAAGCCAUGAGCAGUGCAUCAUUGGUAGACAUGCAAGUCCCUGAAGUUAGCAGUGCUGGGAACUUGAAUCAACAUGAGACUCCUAUUAAAAACAAUUCAGCCAACUCCACAUAUUGCAGACCUGUUUAUCCAUCAACAACAACUAUCAAACCAGUACAGUCAAGUCAAGAUGAAGAGCAAAAUGCUUCAAGUGGCUCUUAUCAAGAAUACUGCUCUGAAAGUAUGGAACCCUUGCAGCAGCCGUGUUUUACAUCUUCAGAUAAGUUGGGACGUAGGUGGCACAAUUUGCGAAGAAAAUGUUAUCGGCCACAGAGAAACCAGAACUUUACUUUUAAAGUAGUUUCUUACAAUGUACUUGCUGAUGGUUUACUGCAUUCCAACAGCCAUCUGUACUGUGGAUCUGAAGAGUGGCUGAAAGAUUGGGAGUACAGACGGAAAAAUCUUCUGAAAGAAUUGCUAUCCUACAAGGCCGAUGUUUUGUGUCUUCAAGAAGUUGAAGAUAGUCAUUAUGAGGACUGGUUUGAACCUAAGCUGAGAGAGAAAGGUUAUACUGGAGUGUACAAGAAAAGAAGUGGUGAUAAAACAGAUGGAUGCGCUACAUUUUUCAAGAAAUCAAGAUUUACGUUAGUGAAAUCAGAACUUGUCUCCUUUAAUAAACCAAACGUGAAGCUUAUGGAUCGUCAUAAUGUAGCUGUUGUGGUUCUUUUGAAACCAAAAGUUCCAGGCCGCUCAUCUUGCAAUUCAAACAAUCUUGUAUGCAUCUCAAACACUCAUUUACUUUUCAACAAAAAAAGAGGAGACAUCAAACUUGCCCAACUUGCCUGCUUAUUUUCAGAAAUUGAGGAAAUAGCAAGAAUCUCCUCUUCUGGUCAAAGAAAUGCAGCCUAUCAUCCCAUCAUUUGUUGUGGAGAUUUCAACAGUACUCCAUUUUCACCAAUCUAUGAUUUUGUUAUGCGAGGGUCUCUUAAUUACAAAGGCAUGCAUCGUGAUAACUUUUCUGGGCAAAGUCAUGUGCGCAGGAGUUACCCUCCAAGUCAGGAAUUAAGAAGUAAUAUUAUUCCUUGGGAACUAGGAAUCACAACAACAUGCACCAAGAGAAAUGAGUCAACAGAAGUAGAGAGUGUUUUAAGUAUUGAUUGUGAGAAAGUUGAUUUGCAACCCUCAGGAGUGGAGCCCCUCUCUACAGGAUCUGCAUCUUGUGUGUCAGCAUCAAAGAGUGUGUUACCAUUUGAGAAGAGUAGACAACAUUUUUCAUUGUCUAGACAGGCUGGUAAUUGUGCUCACUUGCCAAGAAAUCACCAUUUAGGAUCUCUCUGUUUCAAUCCAGAACCUGGUUCAAGCACUAAACUUCAGUCAGAUGUACAUGGAAGAAUAUCACUGCAAAACACUCAGCCAUCCUCUUUAAACUCCACAGAAAAUGAGAAUGUUUCACGGGAAGAAGCACAAAGCAGUACACAUCUUUUGGCAAAAAUGACUGAAAAAAGUGUAUACGAUGCUACCACAAUCCAACGGCACAAUUUUUCUGAUGUGUUUAGUGUGUACAGGCAUUACUUUCAAGAUGGGCAGCCAGAAGUGACAACUUUUCACGAUCAAGUGUGCACUACUGUAGACUAUAUAUUUGUUUCUCCUGGACGGCGGCAGAACUGCCAAAGGUGUCACCGCCGUCAUGGAUCCCUACAGAUGACAGGGAACCUUGAGUUGCUGUCAGAAAGUGAUAUACAGACUCUUGGUGGCCUCCCAAAUAAGUAUAUCUCAUCUGAUCAUCUUGCACUAGUUUCUUCAUUUUUGUUACAUGUUUGAAACACAAGACAACCCCUAAAAUUUACCCAGCACAAUGGAGGAGUUUUGUCUCCACAUUUUUGUAAUUAUUGAUUUGUACAAAGGUGAGGGUUUGGUAUGAAAUACAAAUUGUGAUUUUCAUAUCAGUUGUAUUCCUGGUGCAAGAAGGAACUUGUUUUUAUCUUCUCCAGCAAUUUCUUAGAAUUCAUAAAGAUUUCAACAGAGGAUGAACAUUACAAAUCAUUGGGUUCAACUUUCUUGUGUAAAUGUCUUUAAUAACUUCUCAGGACAGCUGUUCAACUUUCUUGUGUAAGUGUUUUUAAUGACUUCUCAGAACAGCUGUUUUUAUGCAUGUUAAAAGAGAGUAGUUUUGACUAAGAAUUUUUUUUAAGCUGU
Pocillopora verrucosa is the source of this 2365-nucleotide messenger RNA. Its product is annotated as protein angel homolog 2. The record is from RefSeq and is a predicted model, not a curated record. Lineage: Eukaryota; Metazoa; Cnidaria; Anthozoa; Scleractinia; Pocilloporidae. Gene Ontology annotation, molecular function: 3'-5'-RNA exonuclease activity.